Messenger RNA from Merops nubicus (carmine bee-eater), 1119 nucleotides. It is a transcript of the gene LRRC40, whose product is annotated as leucine rich repeat containing 40. The annotation marks the transcript as partial. The transcript is spliced from 10 exons. Gene Ontology annotation, molecular function: protein binding. NCBI's taxonomy places the organism in Eukaryota, Metazoa, Chordata, Aves, Coraciiformes, Meropidae. The record is from RefSeq and is a predicted model, not a curated record.
UGCCUCAGCACGUGUGGAGGAUAAACCUGGACACCCCCGAGGAGGCUCAGCAGAACCUCUCCUUCGGUGCUGCGGAUCGCUGGUGGGAGCAGACAGACCUGACCAAGCUGAUCCUCGCCUCCAACAAGCUGCAGUGCCUGUCCCAGGAUGUGCAGCUCCUGCCUGCCCUCGCCGUGCUGGACGUUCAUGACAAUCAGCUGACAUCGCUCCCUCCUGCUUUAGGACAAUUAGAAAAUCUCCAGAAACUUGAUGUCAGCCACAACCAGCUGGGAAGCAUCCCAGAGGAGCUGAUGCAUUUGCCACGUUUGAAGAGCCUUCUCCUCCAGCACAAUCAGCUGAGCCACUUGCCAGAGGGGUUUGGACAGCUUGUCAGUUUGGAAGAAUUGGAUCUGUCCAACAACCAUCUCACAGACAUCCCAACAAGUUUUGCUUUGCUCAUUAACUUGGUGCGACUCAAUUUGGCUUGUAAUCAACUCAAGAACCUGCCAGCAGAGAUCAGCGCGAUGAAAAGCUUAAGACAACUGGAUUGUACUAAAAACUACCUGGAAACAGUGCCUUCUAAACUGGCAGCUAUGGCAUCUUUGGAACAGCUUUAUCUGAGGAAAAACAAACUGCAUUCCCUGCCAGAAUUCCCCUCAUGCCAAUUCUUGAAGGAAUUACAUGCUGGGGAAAAUCAGAUUGAAACACUCAAGGCAGAGGAUCUGAAGCAUCUGCGUUCCCUCUCUGUGCUGGAGCUCCGAGACAACAAGAUAAAAUCAGUCCCUGAUGAAAUCACUCUGCUGCAGAAGCUGGAGCGCCUCGACCUCGCCAACAACGACAUCAGCAGACUGCCUUACACCUUGGGGAACCUUCCUCAGCUGAAGUUCCUGGCACUGGAGGGAAAUCCCUUGAGAACCAUUCGGAGAGACCUCCUGCAAAAAGGCACCCAGGAGCUUCUGAAGUAUCUGAGAAGCAAAAUCCAAGAUGAUGUCCCAAAGGAGGAGCCUCCUGUGACAGCCAUGACUCUGCCCAGCCAGGCCAAGAUCAACCUGCACGCCAUAACUUCACUCAAACUGUUGGACUAUAGUGAGAAGCAGGCAGCUGAGAUCCCUGAGGAGCUGUUCAGUGCAGCCAGAAGCA